UUAUUUUUUAUUUUGAGACAGGAUCUUGCUAUGUAACUAAAGUUGACCAGGCUGAGCUCGAACUUGUGCUCUCAGAUUACAGGUUUGUGCCCUCAGGCCCUGCUGAACGCAACUGCAUUUCACAGGAGAGGAUUCAGACAGGGAAGAUGGGAACCCAGUCCGCAGAGAGCCUGGCAGACCUCGGCACAGUGAGCACGGUGCAGGCAGGGCCGCCCCGCACCGUGAUGGAGUCCGUGGAGCAGGACUUCCCGGAGAGGAAGAGCAGGUCUGCCUCUUCCAUUCCUGAAUCCUCACCGGAGCUGAUAUCCCAGGUGGAUCCCCAGGAUGACCUUCUCCUGAACCAGCUGGAGCCUCCUGAGCCCACUGAGGCAGAGCUCCACGCUCCGGCCCACACUGACGUCCCACCUGCUGAACUCGUGCCAGCUCCACCUGCAGCUCCCGUGGCAGCUCUGGCCCCACAGCAGGAGCCAGCACCUGGAAGCCCUGCUCCACCAGGAACACAGCUGCAACUUCUGGCUCCAUGGCAGGUGUCCUCUCUUCAGAUCUACCUGGACCCAGCUCUUCACCCCUAUCUGCAAUCUCUCUCUCCUACAGAUUUACUUAUCCUGUUAUUCAUUGCUGCCCUUAUUUCCCAGAGACAGGGCAAUGAUGGAAUUCCUUUAAAUAAACUUUUAAGGUUUUAG
Messenger RNA from Fukomys damarensis (Damara mole-rat), 683 nucleotides. Its product is annotated as ribonuclease E. The record is from RefSeq and is a predicted model, not a curated record. The transcript has 4 exons. The coding region runs from base 147 to 683 and encodes 178 amino acids. Lineage: Eukaryota; Metazoa; Chordata; Mammalia; Rodentia; Bathyergidae.